Messenger RNA from Mytilus californianus (California mussel), 12683 nucleotides. RefSeq names its product WD repeat and FYVE domain-containing protein 3-like. NCBI's taxonomy places the organism in Eukaryota, Metazoa, Mollusca, Bivalvia, Mytilida, Mytilidae. The transcript is spliced from 69 exons. Gene Ontology annotation, molecular function: metal ion binding; protein binding. The record is from RefSeq and is a predicted model, not a curated record. The coding region runs from base 121 to 10791 and encodes 3556 amino acids.
UUAACUUGCCAUAAUAAUCAGACGCAAUGGCGAAAAUACUGACAACCCAGUAUAAAUAGUGAAUUUACCAUAACAUGUUCAAUGACAGAUUGACAUUAAGAUCAAAUUCAAGUCAAGAAAAUGAGUAACUUUUUAAAGAAGAUGAUGCCAGGAAAACAUACAGAUAUGAGCCUGGGAUUAAAUCAUCUUCGAAAAUUGUUUGCAGAAUUCCGUCACCCAAAUAGAAGGGCAUCUCAAGAUGAACAAGAAGAAAAAUUGUAUACAAUGAUACCAUUGUUUUGCAAGACGUUUGGAGAGGUACCAUCCAGUGAAAUGAUGGAGAAGUUUGGUGAUAUUUUACAGUUUUCUAGCCACUUAUCUAAAUUAAUGGUCACAGAGAUAAGAAGGAGGGCUUCAAACCAAUCUACAGAAGCUGCAAGUUGUGCAAUAGUUCGAUUUCUAGAGAUAAACUCAUCAGAAGAAGCUAGUAAUGGUUGGAUGUUACUUCAGGCUUUAACUCUCCUAUCUUCUGGUGGACAAGCUUUGAUAGACAACAUGACAGGAGCUUCUCUGCCAUCAACUCUUGUAAAAUGUCUCUACUUAUUCUUUGAUCUACCAGAAAUCCUUGAUGGAGAUGCAGUUGAACCUGGCUGCAACUUUACACACACAGAAAGAAGAAUUUUAUUACAGAAAGUGUUUGUUCAGGUUUUAGUCAGAUUAUGUAAUUAUGCCUCCCCAGCCGAAGAACUGGCUAAAAAAGAUGAUCUUAGUUUACUAUUCAGUGCAAUAACAAGCUGGUGCCCUGCUCAUAAUGUGGUAUGGAGAAAAAGUGCUGGAGAAGUGUUAGUGACUCUGUCCAGACACGGACUGAUACCAAAUGUGGUCAAAUAUAUACAUGACAAAGGCUGUGUUCGACACUGUAUAGAAAACAUGCAACGUAUCCAAGAGUUAUCUCCCAUAGAACAAGUAGAGAUGUUUGUUACUGUGUUCUGUUUUCUGAAGGAUUCCAGUGAAGUGUCACAGGUGUUAAUGGAAGAUUUCAAAUCUUGUCAGGGAUAUAACUAUUUAUGUGAAUUUUUAUUAAGAUUAGAAUUGGACACUUGUUUAGAAUCCACACAGGCAUUAAGAAAUCUCUUAUUACUGGUUGGUUCCCUGACAACUUGUGGCUACAUGGAACUUAAACCAAAUCAAGCUAGUUCAGGGUCACUCUAUCAGAUGCCAGGAUUUUCUCUCCCACAACCUGCAGGCAAAGGUGUAAGUGUAAGGAACAUUCAAGCUUUUCAAGUGUUGCAGUCAGUUUUCAUGAAGGGCUCCACCAGUUGUCUUUGUAAUACCAUUUUAGAAGUCAUCAACAGUAUAUAUCAUCAGGACAAUGCUAACUACUUCAUAUUAGAACCACAACACACCAUGUCACAGUUUGUAGAAAAAAUCUAUCUGAAACCACAAGAUGUUCAGGAAAAGUUUUUUGAGCUACUGGAGUUUAUUGUGUAUGAUUUGAAUUUUGUACCCUGUAAAGAACUCAUCAGUAUCAGUAUACUCAUCAAAUCAGAUCAUUCCACACAAUGCAAUAUACUUUGUAUGAAGAGUUUACUCAAGAUUUUACAAACCCACACACUAUAUAAAGAUGUUUUCCGAGAGGUUGGGAUGUUAGAAGUGAUGGUCACAUGUUUACACAGAUAUGCUGCUCUUUUGAAAACUCCAGAUAACGAUACAGUAGAAUUAGAACCAAUAGCUGCUGACCAACAAGAAUUAGGUUCUUUGGUCAUGGAAUGUCUGACAGCUCUUCUUAGUGGAAAUAGCAAAAAUGCUGAUGUUUUUAGAGAGUGUGGAGGUGCUCGCUGUGCACAUACAAUGAUUCCACAUAUGCAGUGUCGUCAACAAACUUUAAAUAUUGUACAACAACUAGUGCUGUCCCCUGGUGGUGAUGAUGAUAUGGGAACAUUACUAGGGCUGAUGCAUUCUUCACCAGUGUUGUCACUUCAACUAAAAACACAUAUUUUAAAGGCACUAUUGAAUGUAUUAAGAGAGAGUCACAGAUCAAGAACAGUAUUCCGUAGAGUAGGAGGAUUUGUGUAUGUUAUGUCUGUCUUAGUGUCUAUGGAAGGUUGUUUGUGUGAUCCACCUAAAGUUCCCUGGGAUCAAGUAAGAAGAACUGAUGUAUUAAGUAUGCUGAAGACUGUGUUCAGUACUCUAACUGUAGCCAUGAGAUAUGAACCUGCUAAUGCCAAAUUCUUUGAGACUGAGGUUAGAUAUGAUAGUCUGACAGAAGCUGUAAGAUUACUGGGCUGUUUCUCCUCCACAAUAGAUAUACAACCAUCUGGUGAAGUGACAGAAGCAGAAGAACAAAAAAUGCUGUUUGAAGAUGUUUUUGUAAAUACCAAAGAAUCUAAGGGCUAUGAUGACAUUCCCAUGACACUGUUAUCUGCUUGUGUAAUGUUAAAGUACUUGUAUAAUAUGGCUCAGGAUAUCUUUGAUAAACCAACAUCUAGCCAGGCAAAGACAGAUUCUCCAUCAUUAAAGAGGCUGACAAUGUUUAAAGAGAGUAGUACCUCUCCCCAGUCCUCACCUAAACAGAAACGAGCCAGUACAGGAAGUAUACCUGAAGCAUCACAUGUUAGUGCAGAUCAAAUUAUUGUACAUCCUGGUGCUGUCUUGUCUUUGUUCCACCUGCUGCCAGCCAUAGAACAUGAUGAUGAUAAGAAGCCUGCCCUAGCUCUCCAGAUUAACACAGCUGAACUAUUGAAGAGUCUGUUACACACAGAAAGGAAUCAACAGAUAAUGUGUGAAUAUGGGUACCCUCAUGAACUUUUAAGUCAUGGAUAUAUAGCAUUAGCUGACGAGACACACCCACUCCACCCCUCACUCAGAUCUAUGUUUGAAAGGCUGGCAUCACAAUCUCUAACACCUAGAGACUUGAGAGAUUUCUUACGAUUGGGAUCUCCUUUGAAUUGUCGUCCUAUGGACAAUGACUAUGAUAUAGGUUCUAACAAUUGGAGUUGUAACUGGCCUAUCAGUAGGGCAUCUAGUGUUGAGGAGAGAAAGACACCUGUUGAGGUAGAAAGAAAACUGAAAACUGCUGGUGAGGCUGUCCCAUUGACCAGAGUCAAAUGUUUAGUUUCUAUGACAACACCAAAAGAUGCGAGAAUGCACGGAUCAGCUGUGACACCAUCUUUUGUAGAGUUUGAUAUGACAGCAGAGGGAUUUGGAUGUCUAUAUUUACCAAGUAUUGCACCCCAGGGACCUCCAACACCAUCUGUAGUUAGUGGUGUAGUUGGAGGUAAUGAUCCUGUGGUUAUAGGAGGAAUUGGAACAGGAGAAAGAGUAUUUCCACCCCAGGCAGGGAUGACAUUUUCCACAUGGUUUUGUGUAGAUAAAUUCAGUAGUAGGUCUGAUCCACAUCCAGUUAGGCUUCUUACACUAGUCAGGAAUUUACAGGGUAGAGAAGAAAAUUUAAUAUGUCUCAGUGUCAUAUUGACAUCUAGAGAAAAGGCAUUGAUAGUGUCAACAGAGGAGCAUUUGUUACCUAAUACGGUUACAGGGUCAGAAAUAGACGAAGAAUUAUCUUUAAAUGACAAUAGAGUAAGAUUCUGGUAUCCUGAACUAACACAGGAAGGACAGUGGCACCAUCUGGUGUUAAUAUUUCACAGAGCAGGAAUUAUGAAGAAUAGUAGUGUUGGUCUAUUUGUAGAUGGUGAUCAUGUGAAUACUCAGAAGCUACACUAUGUAUCCCCUAACCUUGGAGUAGGAGGAACAGCUAGUCCCACAGCCUUUACCUCAGUCUUUGCCUACAUUGGAAGUCCUCCUCAGGUCAGACGUAAUUCACGACUAACUUGGAGACAGGGCCCAUGUCAUCUUAUGGAGGAUAUAGUCAGCUCCAAUGUCAUUAAAAAUAUCUACAACCUUGGACCCAUUUAUAUUGGCAGUUUCCAAGCACCAAAUAUGGAUGAAGUUGACUUCCAAGGACCAUAUAUUAAUGAAGAGAAAGUGAUGUAUGGUGUACAUGCACAUACUGUAUUGCAAAUGACUGUAUCAAAGAUCAGAAAGGCUUACAACAAAAUAGAUAGUAAAUCUAUUGCCAAGCAGCUUGCCAUGUCAGCACAUGAUAAUGCUACUCCUAUCAGAAUCCUGCCAAAUUCAGCUGGUCAUAUGAAUGGGCCUGCCAGAAGUCUUGGAGCUAUACUGAUUGGAUAUUUAGGUGUUAGGACAUUUUGUCCAAAAGCUGUAGCUAAGAUGUUAGAGAAUGUUGGUGGAGCCUCUGCAUUACUGGGGUUAAUUGCCAUGGCAACAGAUGUAGAAGAGCUGUAUGCUGCAGUUAAGGCACUUGUGUGUGUUGUCAAGAGCAAUAAAAACAUUUUAAAAGACAUGGACAGAAUACAAGGAUAUCAGACACUUUCCAUGUUAUAUAAGAAGAAACAGCACCUAUUGAACAGUCAUAUCUUACAUCUGACUUUCUCACUGAUUGGUACGGUAGACAGUGGCAAAGAAAGUUCAGUCAUACCAAAUAAAAAGGCUUUUGAAGAUUUACUCUGUGAUUUGGAGGUUUGGCACGAGGCACCAUUCGAUCUUCAGAAAUCCCUUUAUGAACAUUUCUUUGAACUUUUAACUGAAUCAAGUGAACAGAUAAGUAAUUUCCAGUUGAUGAGAGACAUAGGCCUGGUAUCCAGAUUAUUACACAUCCUGAAAGACAACAAACUUACUCAAGCAUCAAUAGACACAAUAACAAGUGUGAUACAUGUACUGUUACAGAGCCCUCCAGAUCAUCAUUCAUUACUAAGAUUUGGUCAGUUUAUUGUAUCAACAUUACCUCAGAUGUCUAAUUCAGAGAAAAAUCUGGCUCUUAAUGGACUGAAGGUACCAGCCGAAGAGACACAAGAGGACAGCAUAUCAAUUUCAGAUGAUGAACAAGUGUCAUCCUACACAAUUAAACUAAGGAACAUCUGUUUAGAUGUGAUACAUAAGUUGAUACUGAACACAGAGGUAGAACCUGUACAACUAAAUACUCAAAUGUCAGAUGAGAUUCAGAAAGUUCUUGGAUUUGAUUGGUUACUGCUGUUUAUGCAAGGUCACAUUCAUCCUUCAACAGUUGUCAAGGCAUCGCUGAUCCUACUGACAAUGCUACAGAGCCAAUCAGCAACAGCGAAGUUCAGAGAGGGAAGUCUGGGAGGUGGAUGGCUUAAAGGAACAGAACCAGUACUUAAACAGCAUGUUGGAGUUAUGUUAGGUUUGAACAUAGGAACAAGUAACAAAGGUCAGAAAAGGGCACUCAACAGAGAGGUGUGUCAGGUCCCUGGAUUUACUAUAGUACAAUGGUUGCUACCAAAACAUGCCAAUGCUGCAGAAAUAUACUUCAUACUGAUGGCCAUGUUACUGGGUCAACAUAUAAAAGAACUGCCCUCUGAUGUACAGUUAAACUUGGAUCAAGUAUGGACAGUAAUAUUUGGUGUCCCUGCCAGUAAACCUGUUUCAGCCAUAGCUAAGGAAAAACAGGCUGAAUUGUGUCCUGAUGCUGCUCUAGUGUUGCUUGCACUUAUCAGACACAUGCUGAAUCAGGAGUCAGACCAAAAAUGCAGUACAUGGUUACAGGAAUACCCGGUAACACUGAUGCAGUUUUUGUUGUUUCUGUACCACAACCAGCCAGAUUUUAUCUCUUUGUCUAUCACAUCAGAAUUUAUCUCGGGAUUGGUAGCAACACUGUUUCCAUCCACCAAUGUAACCACGGAAAGUAAAGUUACAACACCACAGGAAGAAUACAUGCCAUUCCCAGAUGCAGAUGGAUAUAUUCACAUAAAAACUCCAGACCCUUCACAUGCCAGUGCAUUAAGUGAACAUCCAGCCAGAAAAUUUGUAAUAGAUUUCCUAAGGACUAUUAUACUUGACAGUUUUUCCCAGCAGUCAUCUCCUAAACCAGUAUUAGAUGUUGUUCUAGAUGCUUCUCCAGACAAUGCCAACAGACAACAAAGACAUGAGUUUCAGACAGAGAUCAUGAAGACUAUCAUGGAACACUUAGUAGCUGCUGAUGUUUUGUUAGGGGAACAAGCUGCAUUACCUAUAGCUACAGGAGGGAGCUAUGUCAGCAUGGCUAACAAUGUCUUUUACUUUGCCAGUAGGGUUGUUGAUAAAUUAUGGCAGAGUGUAUUUAUGAGAGAAUCUAAAGAAGUUUUUGAAUUCAUAAGCAAAUUGAUUGCUCAGGCAAAGAGAAAAGCUUCUGGUGUAUCUCUGGAUCUGAUCUAUAAAUCUCUAAACAGAACCAUUCUCUACCAGCUGUCUCGCCCGCUCACCAAUGUAGCCUCAUCAACAGGUGUACUGGAUGCCCUACACAAACUAACCAGUAACAGAAGUCUUGUGUUUGGACCAAACAAUUAUGAUACAGAGUUCCUUGUGUGUCUGUGUUACUGUUUGUUACAACUUACAGAGGAUCCAGAGAAAGGGUCAUCUAACUUACAUGGAGGACAAGCUAUGACAACAACAUGGCAUGUAAACUUAGGAGAAGAAGAUCCUUACAAUGAUUUUGUUAUAGAGGGCAGUGCAGUUCCAGAGGGACAUUUAUUGGUCUGUAAAGCAUCAAAAAGAGUCUGGGAAGAACUAUAUGCACACAAGAAACCUUCUCUAGAAGAAGUAUUUAAGACACAGUUAAAUAAUAUUGACUCCAUGAGUACAGACUUCACAUCACCAGAUUUGAAUACUGUCAGAGGGUUAAUACAGGAAUCAGCUUCAAAAGUUUGGGUACAGUAUGUUGAGAAUGAGAGAAAAUGUAACUUCUCCUACACAGAUAGAAUACCAGCUCAAAUUCAGUCUAAAAUAGCUAAAAUGGGAAAUGCUGUCCUGAAAUUUUCAGUAAGGAAAAAUAAAAAAGAUCUACCUUUAAAAUCUUCACCCUCGUCUACAGUUCAUAUGACAGACUACAUUUCCUGGACCUUGACACACAUGGCAGUCGUGAGAGAUUUAGUACAGUUACAGUUCCAACAGUAUCUUCAGGGACAUGAACACAUGGAGAGAUAUCUGGUUGAAGAAUGGGAACAGUGUGAGAAUGAGUUAUUAAGAGAGAAAGGACUAUGGGGUCCAUAUGUUGGAUCCAGGUUUGACAAAUGGAUGUUAGAUGUAACAGAGGGACCGUGUAGGAUGAGGAAGAAAAUGGUUUUCAAUGAUUUGUUCUACACCCACUAUCCUUAUAGACCAGAUUUAGAGAACAGUCCACUGAAGUAUAAGGUAGCAAUGUGCUUAGACAGUAGAGAAUAUUAUGAGAGGUACUUGCCCAAGACUUUGAUAGGAUUAGGCAAUGAAAUACUGCCCAUACAGAUUGGUACAAAUGUUGGCAGUGGUAGUGAAGACAGUGCAGAGGAAAGGUCACCUGAAGAUAUUUUGCCAAAGUUAGUACCUAGAAAAACAGAUCAGAAGUCCACCGAUCUGGAUGAAGAUAUAGAGGAAAUAAUUACAACUGAUAAUAAUACAGAGACCGACAAAGCAGAUGGUCCUAGUGAAGGACAAGGUGAUCAAACUGAUGGUAAAUCUGAUAACCAAACAGAUGUACAAACCAACAGCAGGUCCGAUAAUAACCAAGCUAUAUUUAGGAUUCUUGGGGAGGGAGAGAAGAUCACCAAUAUUUUCCGUUGUGCCAGAAUCCAGGGUUUGGACACUGCUGAGGGACUGUUGCUGUUUGGGAAGGAAUACUUUUAUAUUAUAGAUGGCUUGACCAUGUUAAAAUCCAGAGAAAUUAGAGAUAUUGACAGUCUACCACUUGACCUUCAUGAUCCUAUCAUACCAUCUAAGGGAUCAUGUUCACACAAGCGAACGAACAGUAAAUUUGCUUAUGAUGAUAUCAAAGAAGUUCACAAGAGAAGGUACUUGUUACAACCUAUAGCAGUAGAAGUCUUCUCUUCUGAUGGAAGAAAUUACCUCUUAGCAUUUCCCAGAAAGCUAAGGAAUAAAGUCUAUGCAAAAUUUUUAUCAGUAGCAAAUGAGAUGACAGAUAAUGCUCAGCAGUCAGUAUCUGGACAAAAAGUGGGAGCCAAAAUUGAAGCAAGUUCUGGUUUGAUCAGUUCCUUUAUUGGUGAGAAAUCUGUUACACAGAGAUGGGAGAGAGGAGAAAUAAACAAUUUUCAGUAUUUAAUGCACCUGAACACAUUAGCUGGACGUUCUUACAAUGAUCUGAUGCAGUAUCCUGUCUUUCCGUGGGUCGUGGCAGAUUAUGAUUCUGAAGAGUUAGAUCUGUAUAGUGAAACUACGUUUAGAGAUCUGGCUAAACCAAUGGGAGCACAAACUCCAAACAGACUGGCACAGUUUAGGAAAAGGUACACUGACUGGGAUGAUCCUCAAGGUGAAACCCCACCAUACCAUUAUGGAACUCAUUAUUCUUCAGCCAUGAUUGUAGCUUCUUAUCUAGUCAGAAUGGAACCAUUUACACAACAUUUCCUCAAAUUACAGGGUGGUCACUUCGACCUUGCAGAUAGAAUGUUUCACAGUAUUAAGGAAGGAUGGUGUUCUGCUUCUAAAAACAACAUGGCUGAUGUUAAGGAACUGAUUCCAGAAUUCUUUUAUCUCCCAGAGUUCCUUGGCAAUUCUAACAACUUUGAUUUAGGGAUGAAACAAAGUGGUGUGCAGUUAGAUAAUGUGAUGCUUCCAAAGUGGGCAAAAGAAGAUGCACGGGAAUAUAUCAGAGCACAUAGAGAGGCCCUUGAGUGUGAUUAUGUGAGUGCCCAUCUACAUGAAUGGAUUGAUCUGAUAUUUGGUUGCAAACAACAAGGCCAGGCAGCAGUUGAUGCAGUGAAUGUCUUCCAUCAUCUGUUCUAUGAAGGAAAUGUAGACAUAUAUAAUAUAGACGAUCCACUCAAAAAACAUGCUACCAUAGGUUUUAUAAACAACUUUGGACAAAUACCAAAACAACUGUUUAAGAAACCUCAUCCACAGAAGAAGUUAGCUUUAAGACUUGGUGACGCCAUACCAAUGGGACCACUACCACCUAAUGCCAAUGAUAAGUUAUUUUUCCACAACGUAGACAAUCUCAGACCAACAAAACAAGCAAUUAAAGAAUUGAAAGGUGCAGUUGGACAGAUUUUUCACCAUGAAAGUAAAAAUGUGCUAGCUGUAGAACAGAACAAAGUGCUGAUACCUCCACAGUAUAACAAAUAUUUAUCAUGGGGAUUCUCGGAUCUUAGUGUUAGAAUAGGCAACUAUGAAUCAGAAAAAGCUUUACAUGUUUUUGAGAACCUAGACAAUGGAGAAAUCCUGUGUGCUUCCUAUCCUAAUGCCAAAACAUUCAUAACUGGAGGUACAAGUACUGUUGUUAAUGUCUGGGAGCUGAAGCCAAAGAGUAAGAAAGUUUGUCUGAAGCAGCCUUUAUAUGGACAUACAGAAACAGUAACCUGUCUAGCAUCAUCUCAGGCCUACAAUGUGAUAGUCAGUGGGUCCAGAGAUAGAACCUGUAUUAUUUGGGACCUAAGUAGAUUGGUCUAUGUCAAACAGCUGAGGGGUCAUGCAGCUCCAGUGGCUGCUGUGUGUAUUAAUGAACUAACGGGUGACAUUGCAACAUGUGCAGGAACAUACCUGUAUGUUUGGUCCAUAAAUGGUGAAGAAAUUGCAUGUGUAAACACAGCUUCAUUGAGAAGUCAACAGAUCCUUUGUCUUGCCAUGUCACAGAUCCUUGAGUGGGAUAACAGAAAUGUAAUAUUAACUGGCAGUGGUGAUGGUGUUGUAAGGAUGUGGUCCAUUGAAUAUGUGCAGGUUCCUGUUGAAGAAAGACCUUCCAAAGAUGCACAAAAUGACAGUAGUGAUACAAUGACAAAGGGAACAGGAGGAGAUUUAACAAGUCCUACAUCCAAACUGUCACGUCAGGUAUCUUGUGAUAGUUAUGGACUUCAACAGAAUUCAGCCAUUGAAAGGUUACAGGAAUUCAGAGAGCCAAAUCUUGUAGACAUUAGUAGUUCUUUAGAAAGUGAAAGUAAUAUGACAAAAAUCUUAGGAUCAAAGGGUAAAGGUAGACUUCCUGGAAACCUGGAUAGGGAGGAAAGUAUUACCAGUAGAACUAGUAGUACUAGUGACUUUCAAUACAGUCGGACAGGAUAUGGUGACGAUGUAAUUCCUGAUGAUACACAUUCCGUUAAAUCAGCUGAUUUAUCUAUUGACACAGCCGUGGAAGCUUACGAUGAAAUGGUUCAAUCAAACAUCAGCGAUACUCAACUUCCCAGCCUUUCUGAACCAAAUUUGGUUAGUCUAGCAGAGGGUUCUGGAAUGGAUAAGAGUCAAAGUCAUCCAGACUUGAAGACUGGGGAGUUAGAGAAACCAGAUUUUGGGAGAUCGGGAUCUUCAGAGUUUGAAAUAAUAUCCGACAAAGAAGCAAGAAAUUCUCCAAAAACAGUGGAAGACAUUCUUAAAAAAUACAGACCAAGAACACGACAUGCUUUGAGAGAAGGUUUUAGAUGGCAGAGACAGUUGGUAUUUAGAAAUAAAUUAACAAUGCACACAGCAUUUGAACGAAAAGACAACAAAGACCCAGCAUCUGUUACAUCUAUAGCUAUUUCCAAGGAUCACAAGACAGUGUAUGUGGGUGAUAACAAAGGUCGUAUCUUCAGCUGGACGGUAAGUGACCAGCCUGGCCGUGUUGUAGCAGACCACUGGAUGAAAGAUGAAGUAGCUGAUGCUUGUCAAUGUGGUGUUAAAUUCUCAUUUUCAGAUAGACGACAUCACUGUCGAGACUGUGGAAAUGUCUUCUGUGCAAAGUGCACAAGAUAUGAAACAGAAAUAAGAAGACGGAUGAUAUUACGACCAGUACGAGUAUGUAAGGAAUGCUAUAAAUCUAUCAAGGGAGAUAAAUCAUGAUCUGAGUCGAUGAUCUUCUCUAUGAUAAUCUAGUCAUUAUUGUAAAUUAGAAUUAUUUUGUACAUUUUUUACAUAGAGAUAUAAAUUAUAAAGUAUUAUUUUGUUGUUGAGAUAAGGCAUAAGUUUUUUUUUUGACAAAGUAUGUAAGUAAGUGAUUGUAAAAAUGUCGGCAUACUAAUUUUAUCAUGGCAUUUUCAGAAGACAAAUUUUGUCAUUCUUAAAAAGAUUCUGUUUUACUUCAUAUUGGCAUUGUUACUUUUUUCUAUGGCAUUUCAUUCCAUAUUGUCAGAUUGUUAAAUAUAUUUAUGCUUGUCAGUAGUGCUUUUCUACUUCUACUAAAUAUUAGAUUAUACUCAAUUUAUGAUUAAAUUAUUUAACGAAACCUGUUUAGUAUUUGUAAACCACUUAUAUAAUUCAUGCUGAAAUAAUGUGAGUUAUAUUUCAUUUUUUGUGAUAUUUGGUUGUGAUAGAAUUAGAUAAAAAUAUAAUAUCACAUUCCAUUUUGACUGUCAAGACAAGGCAGAUUUUUUAAAUGUUGUGUGAUUACACAGAAGUGUGUAGUCUCAUAUUGGUUCGGAUAUAUUAAACAAUUGAUAGAGAAUCUUUACUGGAAUUGCAAAAAAUAAGACUUUUCACAAGUCAACAUGCUUUUUGCUACUGCGCAAUUUGCAUGUGUUCAAGCAUAUCCCCUUUAUAAAAUAAUCUUAUGGAAAAUUACAUAAAUAAAAUAUUAAACAUAUUUAAACACUUAAUUUUAACCAAUGUUCCCUUAGUAUCUUCAAUCUCUUUUUUAUAGAUAUGAAAUUAAAAAUAUAAUGAUUUACUGCAAUAUGAUAGUGGGUGGAAUCCUUUAUCUUAAAACAGAAUUUGUUUGUAAUUUAUUAUCUAGUGUAUCUUUUUGUUUACUUGUUGUCUAAGAAUAAAAGAUGACAUAGUUGAUUUUUAAGGAAUACAUGGAUAGUUCUAUUUUAAAUACUAAUUACCCAUUAAUGACUCAUCCAUAGACCCAUUAAAGAAUUUCCCUUGAUUUUCAAAUAUGGAAAAUAUAAUGUGUCCUCAAUCUUAAUGCUGAAUGCAUUGCAACACAGGACUCCAAAUAAAGUCUAUGAUUUUGUUUGUAGAAAGAUAUUCAUUAAAACUGCUGUCAUACUUCAGAAAAUUGAAUGCAAAUUUUUUUUUUUCUGUGAAGACAGAAGCAGCUUUAUCAGUCUUACUAUAAAAUGAGGUACUUCAAAUUGUUUUGUUGAAGGAUGUACGGUUGCCUUUAAUUGCUAAUAUCCACUUCCUUUUUAACUUUGGUUGGUAGUUGUCUCAUUGGCAAUCAUACCACAUGUCUGUAUUUCUAUAUUGGUAAAUACAAACUUAAUACCUGAAUUUCUAGAAUGACAAGGCUGCAUACACAGAUUGUCUUAGCAGGAGAUAAAACUUGAAUAUCCUGUUGAGGUUAUUUAAAAAAUCUCCAAUUUAGUUUGUUAGAAUCAUUUUAAUUAAAACAGGUAUGUAAUGAAAUAGUGGAGUGCCAGAAGUAAAACCAUGGAUUGAUUUAUGCUGUGAUUUCUGGUGUGAAUUUUACAAUUUGAAUAAGUAAAACCCUGACUUUCAAGUUCUAUAAAAAUGAUUGAAAACAUGUAAAAAUAUCCACACUUGAUAGAAAAGGUUACAAUUUGUUCUUUUGACAUUUAAUUGUUAUUUUACGAGUAGGUUAACAUGAUUUUGUACAGGUAAACUAACGAAAAAGUAAAACCAAUAACUGAUAAAACCUUCCCAUUCCAUUAUUGUGCCAUUUAAAUGAAUUUCAUUCCGACUUUCAAAAAGUCAGUCAAUAUAGAUAAUGAUUAAUUACUGCUGAAGCUAAGCUUGUUACUAGUGUUUCUUAUAUUGUAAAUGUCAAA